GUUCCCCAAAUGUUUUGUUUUGAUAUUUUCAUAGCAAAUUUAAUUACUCCUCAAGUUCUAAUAUAUGAAUUAGUCAUUUAUUUGUGCUGUUGAGCUCUGUUGGAUUCAGGAAAUCGUUCAUGAUCAAUAUUAUAUAUAUUUCAAUGCCGGGAAGUUUUCUGUUCUAUUUUGAAAGGGACUUUGGUCACCAGGAAAAGUCGGUGACGUACAGGGCAUGAACUUUUUUAUCUAUCCUGUGAGAGGAUAAAGGGACAUGUGAAAGCCUUGCUGAGCAGACACACGGCUGCACAGGUGAAUAACAGGUCGAAGGAAAAACAAACGGCAAGAUGUGUUGCUCCGGCUUUCUCAAACUCAUGAUGUUCGUCUUCAAUGGCAGCAUCUUUUUGGCAGGCGUGUGCAUCCUGGGCGUGGGAGUGUGGGUGAAGGUGGACAGCGGUUCUCUGCUGGGUCUGCUGGAGAGCGUGGAUGGCGCCCCGCCUGGUGUCUCCCAGCUGGCCAACGUCGCCUACCUGCUCAUUGCAGUGGGCGCCGUGCUGCUGCUCAUCGGCUUCUUGGGCUGCUGCGGCGCCGUCAGGGAGAGCAGCUGCAUGCUGCUGACGUUCUUCAGCAUAAUACUGAUUAUCUUCAUCGUCGAGGUAGCGGGAGCUGUGGUUCUGCUCGUCUUUAAGGAUGUGGCUGAGCAGAUUCUUGACAGUCUGGAGGAUGAAGUUAAAACGAGCAUUAAAGAUGAGUAUGGACGCAACAACCGUUUCACCUCUCUCUGGAACGCCACCAUGGAGGAGUUUAAGUGCUGCGGAUACAAGAGCUACAGAGAUUUCAAUGGCUCCGCUUUUUACAAUGACAACGGAGGAGAUCUUUACCCAAUGACAUGUUGCAAUGAAACCAUCCUGGUGUGCAAUACGGACGAAGCACAUGGUUCGAUGGUUGAUGGCUGCUUUACAAGGCUGCUGCAGCUGAUCGAGGAAAACGCUGUGGUCGUUGCCGCCGUGGCUCUGGGAAUCGCUGCUCUCGAGCUUGCUGCCAUGGUGGUUUCAAUGGUCCUCUACAAGAAUAUUGGCAACAAAGCGUGAUAUUUCCUGUUUUAAAUGAGAUAAUGUCAUUCCAAUUAGUGGAGAAAUCAUACUUUUAGGUUUUCUAUAUAGUUUUUCUAUAUGUAGACUUUUUUUAUUGGAUUCAAAACAGACUGAUUAUCAGAAAAACACACACUUAUGUAGAGGAUUAAACUGGAUAAGUAGUGAAUACAUCUGAAACAUUCUUAGUUUCAGAACUCCAUUUGUACACAAGCUGUGAUUUAUUUAUGUUUUAAGUAGUGAACAUUGUUAGUGCUGAUACAUAUAGUUAGUAAUAUAUGAUAGACUGAAAGGAUCUGCUCAAGUCGUGUGAUUUGUAAAUGUGUCUCUCACACUCACUGCAUGCUGCAAUAAUCUAUUUUUGUAUGUUCAAUCAUUUUGAAAUAAUAAAUGUCACAGUAUCAUUCA
Messenger RNA from Gasterosteus aculeatus aculeatus (three-spined stickleback), 1478 nucleotides. RefSeq names its product tetraspanin 34a (gene tspan34a). Lineage: Eukaryota; Metazoa; Chordata; Actinopteri; Perciformes; Gasterosteidae. The record is from RefSeq and is a predicted model, not a curated record. Gene Ontology annotation, cellular component: plasma membrane.